This is a messenger RNA of Microplitis mediator, 995 nucleotides long. RefSeq lists its product as uncharacterized. NCBI's taxonomy places the organism in Eukaryota, Metazoa, Arthropoda, Insecta, Hymenoptera, Braconidae. The transcript is spliced from 6 exons. The record is from RefSeq and is a predicted model, not a curated record. The coding region runs from base 1 to 831 and encodes 276 amino acids.
AUGGAUAAACAUAAUUUUACGUCUAACGACGAAAUUGAUGAAUUCGCAGAUGGUGACACGUUAAUUCAACUAAAAGGUUAUAUCGAUAGCGUCGAUGGUAUAAAAACCGUACGCGAUGGCAAAAAAAUUUUACGAUUUAUCGUUAACAAUGGAAAUGGGAGACGUGUUAGGGUACUCGUGUGGGAUAAUUUUACUCAGUCGUACGCGACCCAUGUUUGUGUAAACAAGAUCGUUUCAUUCUCUCGAUUACGAUGCUCCCCGGCUUCUAAUGAGUACGCUAAUCCUAAUGAAGAUGUGAUAAAAAAAGAACUCAAUGUCAUCGGUUGUACUAAAGUUACUUGGGGUGAAAAGCUUGUUGGAAAAGUCGUAGAACCGAAAAAAAUUGAAUUACAAAAUAUUAUUGAAGAGUAUGGAUUAGUCAGUGCUGACGCAUAUAUUGGUAUCGAGUUUGAAGAAUCACGUUAUCGUAAUAAUGUACAUGGUAAUGGUGCGAUUACUGACGGUACUUUUCGCGUAAAAGUUCAAGUGCAAUCGUACUCUCAAGAGGCUGCAGAUUUAUUAAAGCCAGGUACUCAUGUUAAAGUCACGGGAAAGAUAUGGCGAGAUAAAGUUUAUGAUUACGCUUACAUUCAGUGUAAUUCCAUGGCCGACAUAGUCCAGAUUGAUGACGAGAUUUUGUCCGCAGAUAAGCUAAAAAAUGGAUUUAGAACUCCCAAACGUAAGCGUACUGACGAAAAUUCAUCUCCCAACAAGCGAGACAGCAGAGAUUCUUUAGCGAGUCUUCAAUUAAUAUUGAGAUUAAUAUUUAAUUUAAAAAGUACUUGGACAUGAUGUUUUUUGACCGUAGAAUAUUCUAAUAAGGAACAGUUAGUGUCAAAUUUUUCCUUUCAAAUCAUUGACAAUCCUAUAUUUAUUUUAUGUUAUCAAUGGCGUUGGCUAUUUUUUGUUUCUAAGCGAUCUCAAGCAUGGUAUUAAUAAUUCUAAACACCACUGAU